GCCCAGCAUUUCGCCCGAGCUGAAUCGGAUCAUCCAGUGGACGUGGAACAGCCGUCGCUGCAGCCCCUGAAGUGAGAGACCAGACGUGGCACAAGCUCAGCAGCAUCUGAGAGAGCUCACCUGGAGAAUUACUCUUGGCUGAAGUGAACAUGCUACAUAGGUGCAAAGAUGAGUUGCCAGGAAAUAUUCAUCAGCAGCAUGACAUCACAUGGAAGAAUGUGCUCUACUUCUAAAGCAAGUUACUCUUCCAGUAACCACACAUCCCUACCUGAAGAAAAGAGACAAAUCGCAGAAACAGCAAAGCAGAGAGCAAUUGAGAUUCUGAGAGAUGCCCUGAAGAAGAAGGACCGAGUGCUGAUGGAGAAGCCCCAGGAGCUGUUUUCCGGUGAUAGUGGAGAUCCCAAAUCCUGGAUGAAACGCCAUGCGAUACUGACAGAAAAGUUAGUUCGAGAUCUCAUCUCAGAGCUGGAAGCUGUGAAGUUUAAGGAGGAUCUAACAGAGAAAAAUACGUAUGCAUAUGUUUAUUCAAAGUCUGGAGACAAAACGGUAUAUUUGUGCCCACUGUUCUGGAAGGCUUCUACAGAUCUUGGGAAAGAUUCCCAGCCAGGGACUCUUAUCCAUGAAGUGUCUCACUUCCUGGGGAUACGAGAUAUCACCUAUCACGAAGCCAGUAUCUCUGUUGCCUGCAGAGGGAAGUUAGUAGAAGGGAAAUCAGGCUCCUGUGCCUCAGAUCUGAAUCCCCUUGAGAAAGCACUAUUAAAUGCUAACAACAUUGAGUAUGAAUUUGAAAUUACCCUAAAUCACAAAGGAAAAUACGAGAAUGGAAAAUACACCUGCUGUGGGGAAGAAGCCGUGAACUCAGUUUGUGAGAGAGUUGUGCCUGAUGAGUUUCUUACCUGCAAUUUCCAGGGAAGGUAAGCAACUCUCCUUUCCCAUGGGCAGUGCAUGUUGUGGGUGGUUCCCUCCCUAUUGACUGUAUGGCACUGGUGCCUAGGGACCCCACACAGGGAUUGCGUCCCCAUGGUGCUAGGAGCUGUACUCAGGGAAGACAGCCCUUGCCCCAGGGUGCUCGCAAUCCAGGAUUAUGAUAAGGUACAAGUGGGUGGAAGAAACAGACAACCAGGGCAGGGUGGGGAGAGGAGAUGGUGACAGUAAAAUGAACACUAUGAGCCAGACCCUCAGCUGGCGUAACCCAGCCUGCCUCCAGAGAGAUAAAUGGCACUAUGCCAAUUACAUUAGCUGAGACCUGCUCACAACUCUAUGUCAUAGCUCCUACAUCUCAGCCUUCCUCAGGCCAGCCACUGUCAGACAGCCACUGUCAGCCUACAGCCAUUGCUUCAUUGGGCACCAUGGCAGGGGUAAAUCUCAAGGAGGGAUUUGAAGAAGGAUAUGGUGGGAGUUUAGGAGAAGGUAUGAAGAUGCUUAUGGAUGAAUGACUAGCCGGCAGUACGGGAUCGCAGGAAGGCAGGGCUCAGUGCUGCGAUAAAUACUGUAACUGCUGC
Molecule: messenger RNA, 1502 nt
Organism: Chrysemys picta bellii (western painted turtle)
Lineage: Eukaryota; Metazoa; Chordata; Testudines; Emydidae
Source: RefSeq, a predicted model, not a curated record